CGGCAGCAGUAGCGAUCCUCCCUGGGGUCUCUGUGUGGGAUGGUGUCCCCCAGGCUUGCAGACAAGGCGCAGCUUAUGGAGAUGCUGAAGAAGGAGGUGAGAUCGCUGCUAAUGGCUUCAAAAGAGGGCUUAACCCCAGCACAGCUAGAGCAAGAGUACAUGGCCAUGAUUGGCAAACCUCUCCCUCUAUGUGACCUGGGCUUCCAGUCCACCUUGGAGCUGGUGGCAGAUAUGCCUGAAGUUGUCAGAGUCUGUUCUUACGAGAAAGGCACUUUUAUCCUCAAAGCCAUUGCAGAUGAGACCACCAAAGCGAUUGCCAAACUGGUUGCUAGACAGCGAAGUGCUAGGGCACGGAGGGGUGCUGCUGUGAAGGCAGGAGCUGCUUCUCCCUCUAAGAAUCUGCAGAGUUUCCCUCAGAGGGGCAGGGCUCCUGUCCUGCCAGCGACGGUGAAGGCUGAGCUGGAGGAUUUGCUGAGUUCCUCACCACUUAUGCUCUUGGACUUUGAUAAGGCCUUCUUCAGACGCUUUGGCCGGGCAUUCCAGUACACGCAAUAUGGAUUUUUCUCCAUGCUUGAAGUCCUCAGGAGUGUGUCUGAUAUCAUUGUGGUUGAGCAGACAAGAGCAGGUUCCUUGCUGACCCUGAAGAAGUACCUGGCAAGUGAGAUAGAGAAGGAAGAGGUGCCGCAAGGUGAGGCGAAGGAAGAGGUGCCGCAAGGUGAGGCGAAGGAAGAGGUGCCGCAAGCAGCACCUGCAGUUGAGAUGCCUCCUUUGGAACCCAGCUGUGAGCCAGAAAGCUUCCACCUGUUAACAGAAGAGAAGUCAGAGCCAGUGGAAGCACAAGCACCUCAAGAUUUGGAGCAGUCCUUGCUAGCCACAUUGAUAAUGACUCCAGAAAUCCCCCCAGAUGCUGUUCAGGACAGAAGCCUUUGCAGUUUACCACCACUGGAGACAAGGUGCUUGGUUGGAGUCUUUGUGGAAUUCAUUGUCUCUCCAAGCCAGUUCUACAUCCACAUCUGCAGCAGGGAGACAUCUGAUAAACUGCAGGAUAUGAUGUUUGAGAUGAGACACUGUUACUCAAAUAAACUUGUUUCUGAUCGUUAUAUCAUGCCUGAGUCUUCAGUACAGCCUGGACAGCUUUGCUGUGUAAUGGUCUCAAAAUGGUGGUACCGCGUUAUCAUCCACCGUGUGAUCAAUGACCAAGAAGUAGAGGUGUUCUACCCAGAUUACGGAAACCUUGAAAUUGUCCAAAAGUCUUGUCUGAGAUUCCUCAAGUGGUGCUACUUGAAGCUCCCUGCUCAGGCCAUCCCGUGUUCCUUGGCAUGGGUAAAACCUGUGGAGGAUGCGUGGUCCAAUGCAGCAACUCUCCUAUUUAAGAAGCUGUGUGGCUCCAAGCUACUUGUGGGCAUCGUGGAUGAAUAUGUGAAUGGCAUUUUGCAUCUCUUCUUGUGUGACACGUCCACCGAGGAGGAUGUCUACUUCCAUUGUGUCUUGAGGGAUGAGGGAUGUGCUGAUGUCUGCGGGGAGAACGUACCUUCCCAGGGAUUUGAGGAACUGAAUCCUUCGGCCUUGUAUGUUCAGCCCAGUGAAAAGCAGGAGAAUGCUGAACUGGUGGAGCCAGACCUUUGCUUGCAGCAGGAAUCUCUAGAUGCAGACGGUGAAGCAGCACGCUCAAAGCUGGGCAGGGCUGAACUGUGUGACCAGCAAUGGCACCUGUCUGCUAAGAAGGAGACAGAGGAUGGUGUGCAGAUGCUUUUGGAUGAAGUGAGUGUCCCAGGAGCAGCAGACCGAGAGCCUGAACUUGCACAGGAGGAUACAAAUGAAACUCUUACAGAGCUUAUGGCAGUGGUUAAGACACCUCAUUCUCUUGGAGAGUCCUCAGUGCCUGCUGUCUUAUCCAAGUCAGUGGAAGACACUUACACCUCCUUUAUCUACUCCAAGCAACCAGCAGAAGUGAGUCAAGAUGACCCUGAUCAGAUAGAAAGAUUUUCCAGCAAGGCCCAACUUCCCGAAGCUGUACAUCCCUCUGUUCUACUUAUGGCAAUACCGUUUAUGCUGGACAACCAUAACAAUGAAGAGAAAAUGAAGAAUGAAGACCUUUCCAGGGGUCUUGCAGUUGGCCUGUGCCAUGCCAGUGGGCUGUCUGACCAAAGGCCGUCUCAGAAACUUUAUGUCCCUCCUACCACGCUGUCUGCGGUGUUGGCAGCUGCACGCUUAGCCACUUCCAGUGACUACUUUCAGUGGCCCCCAAGCCUGAGACAGAAGGUGUGAGAAGAGGGGAGAAGCUGGAGCUGGAGAAGCUGCUGAGGAAGGCUACCUAGAGAGCAGGAAAGGCUCUCUGUAGGACUGUGCUGUCAUUUUAUUUAUUUAUUUUUUUUUUGUUCAGAAAAAUUUAAUCCCUUGAAAAACUUGGAAUCUAACAUCUCAGAUGUGCCCAGUACAUGUGGUAAAUGUUACUUUCACUUUGAGGAAAAUAGUUUGGGUUUGUUAUGCUGGUGGUAUACUGAUUUAUUGUUCCUCAAUGUAAUGGUUCAGGAGAGCAUCUGAGUGUCACAAAUGUUAUAUAUCCUUUAAGUUUAGGAGAGGGAAACUGGCUACUCAUCCCUCCCUCAGUGAAUGAGCAGUUUUGAUGUUGUGUGGGAGAUGGUUUUGGUUUUUAACACCAUGGAUGCUCUACACACGCCUUUCUGCUAGGAGAGGUCAUUGUAUCCCAGCUCAGGCCUCAAGUGCUGGUAACUUACAAAAAGAAACCUCCUUCCCCAAGAAAAAGACGCUCUUAUUUGCUGAUGAAUUAGAUUGCCAUACGUAUGGAGCAUCAGGAAUCCUGUGUUACAGGUAUUGAAUGAGAUCCAUAAACAAUCCAGUGAGAGAAAGCUUGAUGUUGGCCAUGUUUAUGUAGCUCCUUGCUUGUGUCAAGAAAUCCUCUUGGGCUUGAGUUUAUUAAUGCAGAGAAAAGCUGUGAAAAUAGAAGUGCCCUGGUUAUGAAUGCUGACGUUCAGCUGUUUUGCUGGUGCCUAGACUGUUCCUCAGGUCUUCAGAGGCUUCAAGGGCUGUUCUGUGCCCGCCUGCAAACAUAAACGUGCCAGAGG
Messenger RNA from Chroicocephalus ridibundus (black-headed gull), 3086 nucleotides. RefSeq names its product tudor domain containing 5 (gene TDRD5). The transcript has 12 exons. The record is from RefSeq and is a predicted model, not a curated record. Lineage: Eukaryota; Metazoa; Chordata; Aves; Charadriiformes; Laridae. Gene Ontology annotation, biological process: germ cell development. The coding region runs from base 40 to 2268 and encodes 742 amino acids.